Messenger RNA from Scaptodrosophila lebanonensis, 1535 nucleotides. Its product is annotated as innexin inx6. Gene Ontology annotation, cellular component: gap junction; plasma membrane. The transcript is spliced from 2 exons. NCBI's taxonomy places the organism in Eukaryota, Metazoa, Arthropoda, Insecta, Diptera, Drosophilidae. Gene Ontology annotation, biological process: phototransduction. The coding region runs from base 1 to 1386 and encodes 461 amino acids. The record is from RefSeq and is a predicted model, not a curated record. Gene Ontology annotation, molecular function: gap junction channel activity.
AUGUAUGCCGCCGUAAAACCGCUCUCGAAGUAUCUUCGUCUGAAGACGGUACGGAUAUACGAUCCGAUAUUUACGCUACACUCCAAAUGCACGAUUGUUAUUCUGCUGACGUGCACGUUCCUGUUGUCGGCGAAGCAAUACUUCGGCGAGCCCAUACUCUGCAUUAGCUCCGAGAAACAUACGGAAUACGUGCAGUCCUACUGCUGGACUAUGGGGACGUACAUAUUGCCGGGCGGUGCGGAGAACGAGACUGAACAAUCGAAGAUAUCGGACAGUUUUUUUGAAAGCAUGAGCAGCCCGAUUAACUUGACGAGCUUGCGCUCUCUGGUCGGACACAACGAGCAAUACGCGCGCAUCAUAUCCAUAGCCGAAGGAGUUGGUCCAGAGAAGCGGGGCGUUACGAAGCGCCUUUAUUUGCGAUACUACCAAUGGGUAUUCAUGAUACUGCUUUUUCAGUCCAUGCUCUUCUACUUUCCCUCGUAUCUGUGGAAGGUGUGGGAGGGACAGCGCAUGGAACAGCUUUGCUCGGAGGUGGGCGAUGCCUUAAUACUGGAGGAGACGUACCGAACCCGCCUCCAGAUGCUCACCAAAUAUUUCCGGGCCGAAUUCACGAACAUUCACUUCUGCUAUGCCACCAAGUAUGUAUUCUGCGAGAUACUCAAUCUGCUGAUCAGCCUGCUCAACUUCUGGAUCAUGGACGUCGUCUUCAAUGGCUUUUGGUUCAAAUAUAUCCACGCACUGGCUGCUAUACCUGUUUAUGAUUGGAACCUUUGGAAUUUGAUGACCUCGCGCGUCUUCCCCAAGGUGGCCAAGUGUGAGAUGUUCGUUUACGGACCAAGCGGUUCACCCAACAUUCUGGACUUCCUCUGCGUGCUCCCACUGAACAUUCUCAACGAGAAGAUCUUCGCUCUGCUCUAUGUCUGGUUUCUAUUCAUUGCCAUGUUGGCUGGCAUCAACAUAUUCUACCGAGCGCUGCUCAUCUGCAGCUCGGAGCUGCGUCUUCAACUGCUGCGCACCCAUCUGCGUGGCAUGUCCAAAUCGCAGGUUCGCAAAGUACUCUCCAAUGCGGGCUAUGGUGAUUGGUUCGUGCUCAUGAAUGUCGGCAUCAAUGUUAAUCCGACACUGUUCCGGGAGCUCAUGGAACAUCUCUACGAGCAGUGCCUUCUGCCUGUAGUGCGCCCAACCAGCCAACCCUCGAUCCGUGGCACCAGCGUGCCGAGAGCCAAGGACGUAAAUAGCGCGAACGGCGCUGACGAGAGUGAUACGAAUACCAAUAAUGGGGCGGAUGUGUUGGCACCUCCUCAAAUACCGAUCACCUUUAAUUUGCGGAGCGAUAACGAAGAGCAGAUGACCAGAAAUAGAUUCUUCAACGAGAGCCAGGCCUGACCCCCAAACAGAGACGAGAACACGAGCCUUGUCACUAAUUAUACCUACUUCAAAAUAACCGGAGGAGCAACUUCGCUACUUUUCCAGUACUUUUCUGGGUGUAUCAAACAACAAAGGUAAACACCGACGAGCAUCGAAAUUCAAAUAAA